AUUUGUACUAAGUGGCUAUGAUGCAAGAGCCUUAACCCCCUCGCAACAACCUUGUCUGAAAUUUUGGGCAUUCUCUUUUUCUUGGUUUGAACGAUUUUUUUGGCUGCUGGGACGGUGAUGUGUUUGGAAGGGGGGGAUAUAUGAAUAAUGGGUUCAAGAAAGAGUAGCUGCGGCGUCAACUAUGAUUACUCUUUUAAGGUUCUGUUGAUUGGGGACUCUGGUGUUGGAAAGAGCAGCCUUUUGCUCAGUUUCAUCUCCAAUUGUCAGCAGUUUCCUCAUGAUCUUUCUCCUACUAUUGGAGUAGAUUUCAAGAUAAAGAUGCUAACCACUGCUGGAAAAAGACUGAAACUUACAAUCUGGGAUACAGCCGGACAGGAAAGGUUUGGAUCAUUAAUAAGUUCAUACUACCGAGGAGCACAUGGUAUCAUCCUUGUUUAUGAUGUAACAAGACGAGAGACCUUUACAAGCCUAUCGAAGACCUGGGUCAAGGAAUUAGAGCGUUGCUGCACCGAUCCUGAUUGUAUCAAGAUACUAGUUGGCAACAAAGUUGACAGGGAAAACGAGAGGGCUGUUACCACGGAAGAGGGGAUGGCUCUCGCACAAGAGCAUGAAUGUUUGUUUUUCGAGUGCAGUGCCAAGACUCAAGCAAAUGUGAAGCAAUGUUUCAAAGACCUCUCGCUUAAGAUACUGAACGUACCGAGCUUGCUGGAGAAAGGAUCUACGCCCGUAAAUGUAAAGAACCAGAUUUUGAAGCAAAAGCAAGUUGGAGACAAUGGAAAUUGCUGCUCCUAGUUGAAAACUCAGCGUUGCUUCGAACUAGCUCGGUUUUUUUGCAGAUUCCCUUCGACUCAAAUAUGAUGAUAAUCUGAAUCUUUGGAAUAAAGCAGUUAUCAUCCCUUGGUUGUUUCAUUACAUUAGUUUAAUCUUUUGCAAGCUGGCAGUUUUGUA
Salvia splendens (bonfire salvia) is the source of this 948-nucleotide messenger RNA. Its product is annotated as ras-related protein RABC2a. NCBI's taxonomy places the organism in Eukaryota, Viridiplantae, Streptophyta, Magnoliopsida, Lamiales, Lamiaceae. Gene Ontology annotation, molecular function: GTPase activity; GTP binding. The record is from RefSeq and is a predicted model, not a curated record. The coding region runs from base 148 to 792 and encodes 214 amino acids. The transcript is spliced from 6 exons.